Messenger RNA from Carassius carassius (crucian carp), 3351 nucleotides. Its product is annotated as zinc finger protein 493-like. Lineage: Eukaryota; Metazoa; Chordata; Actinopteri; Cypriniformes; Cyprinidae. The coding region runs from base 193 to 3330 and encodes 1045 amino acids. The transcript is spliced from 3 exons. Gene Ontology annotation, biological process: regulation of transcription by RNA polymerase II. The record is from RefSeq and is a predicted model, not a curated record. Gene Ontology annotation, molecular function: DNA-binding transcription factor activity, RNA polymerase II-specific; RNA polymerase II cis-regulatory region sequence-specific DNA binding.
UGUUGUCUCGGGAUGCUGUCUUAAUACAAACAAGUUAGAGAUGAUUUGUUUAUUUUGAGAGAAAAAUACAGUUUUUGAAUCAAGUCAGUAAAUACUUGUAAUAUUUUCAUCCUCACAGUCGAGAUUUAGUUUUGAAAGCAAGCAGGUAUAUCUGGAGGAGUAUCAUCUGAACUGAGAUCUGCUGCUGUGAAGAUGGAGUUUGUUAAAGAGGAGAGAGAAAAGAACACGAGUGAACCAGAAACCUGGAGAAUAAAACACAAGGAACCAGAAACUUUGAGAAUAAAACACGAGGAAACAGAAACCGGGAGAAUAAAACACGAGGAACCAGAAACCGGGAGAAUCGAACGCGAGGAGCCGGAAACCUGGAGAAUAAAACACGAGGAAUCGGAAACCGGGAGAAUAAAACACGAGGAACCAGAAACUGGGAGAAUAAAACACGAGGAACCAGAAACCGGGAGUAUAAAACAUGAGGAACCAGAAACAGGGAGAAUAAAUCACGAGGAACCAGAAACCUGGAGAAUAAAACAUGAGGAACCAGAAACUGGGAGAAUAAAACACGAGGAACCAGAAACCGGGAGAAUAAAACACGAGGAACCAGAAACCGGGAGUAUAAAACAUGAGGAACCAGAAACAGGGAGAAUAAAUCACGAGGAACCAGAAACCUGGAGAAUAAAACAUGAGGAACCAGAAACCUGGAGAAUAAAACACGAGGAACCAGAAACCGGGAGAAUAAAACACGAGGAACCAGAAACCGGGAGUAUAAAACAGGAGGAACAAGGAGAGUUCAUUGAAGAAAAAGAGGAGAAUGAAGAAUCAAGUGAAGUUGAGGAGAAAAAUCAUGUCAAAAUUGGAGGAAAACCUUUGAGAUUCUCUCAAACCAAACAGAAAGAUUUAAAGAAAAAAAUAGCCAAGAAGUCUUUCAACUGCACUCAGUGUGGAAAGAUAUUUACACACAAAACAAGUUUUGAGCGUCACAUGAGUGUUCAUACUGAAGAGAGACCAUUCUCUUGCGAUCAGUGCGGAAAGUGUUACAAACAAUCAGGAACCCUUAAGAUACACAUGACCAUCCACACUGGAGAGAAGCACCACGCAUGUGAUCAAUGCGGUAAAAUGUUUUUAUGGCUUUCACUUAUGAAGAAACACUUGAAAGUUCAUGCAAAGCGGAAACCAAUUCCAUGUCAUUUGUGUGGUAAGAGUUUUUUGCAUCUACAAAGUUUAAAAGAACAUCAGAAAAUACAUACUGGUGUGAGAGAGUACAUGUGCUUUGAGUGUGAAAAGACUUUUAGUUCAGCGGGCAGUUUAAGACAGCAUGAAAGGAUCCACACUGGAGAGAAACCUUACAAGUGUUCACACUGUGACAAGAGAUUCUGUCAAUCAACACAUCUAAAAACACACGAGAUGAUCCACAAUGGAGAGAAACCUUAUAAGUGUUCACACUGUGACAAGAGAUUCAGUCGCUUAACACAUCUGAAAACACAUGAGAGGAUCCACACUGGAGAGAAACCUUAUAAGUGUGCACACUGUGACAAGAGAUUCAAUGAUUAUUCAGGUCUGAAAACACAUGAGAGGAUCCACACUGGAGAGAAACCUUAUAAGUGUGCACACUGUGACAAGAGAUUCAGUCGGUUAACACGUCUGAAAACACAUGAGAGGAUCCACACUGGAGAGAAACCUUAUAAGUGUAAACACUGUGACAAGGGAUUCAGUGAUUCAUCAAGUCUGAAAAUACAUGAGUGGAUUCACACUAGAGAGAAACUUUAUAAGUGUGCACACUGUGACAAGAGAUUCAGUGAUUCAUCAAGUCUGAAAAAACAUGAGUGGAUCCACACUGGAGAGAAACCGUAUAAGUGUUCACACUGUGACAAGAGAUUCAGUCGGUUAACAUAUCUGAAAACACAUGAGACGAUUCACACUGGAGAGAAACUUUAUAAGUGUUCACACUGUGACAAGAGAUUCAGAGAUUCAUCAAAGCUGAAAACACAUGAGUGGAUCCACACUGGAGAGAAACCUUACAAGUGUUCACACUGUGGCCAGAAAUUUAAUCAGUUUCAAAAUCUGAAAAGACAUGAGAGGAUCCACACUGGAGAAAAACCUUACAAGUGUUCACACUGUGACCAGAAAUGUAGUCAGUUUCAAAAUCUGAAAAGACAUGAGAGGAUCCACACUGGAGAUUCAAGACCAUUCUCUUGCGAUCAGUGCGGAAAGUGUUACAAACAAUCAGGAACCCUUAAGAUACACAUGGACAUCCACACUGGAGAGAAACCAAUUCCAUGUCAUUUGUGUGGUAAGAGUUUUUUGCAUCUACAAAGUUUGAAAGAACAUCAGAAAAUAAAUACUGGUGUGAGAGAGUACGUGUGCUUUGUGUGUGAAAAGACUUUUAGUUCAGCGGGCAGUUUAAGACAGCAUGAAAGGAUCCACACUGGAGAGAAACCUUACAAGUGUUCACACUGUGACGAGAGAUUCAGUCUAUCAACAAAUCUAAAAACACACGAGAGGAUCCACAAUGGAGAGAAACCUUAUAAGUGUUCAUGCUGUGCGAAGAGAUUCAAUCAGUCAAGACAUCUAAAAAAACGUGAAAGGAUUCACACUGGAGAGAAACAUUAUAAGUGUUCACACUGUGACAAGAGAUUCAAUCAUUCAUCAAAGCUGAAAACACAUGAGAGGAUCCACACUGGAGAAAAACCUUACAAAUGUGCACACUGUGACAAGAGAUUCAAUCGUUCAUCAAGUCUGAAAAAACAUGAGAGGAUCCACACUGGAGAGAAACCUUAUAAGUGUGCACACUGCGACAAGAGAUUCAGUGAUUCAUCAGAUCUGAAAAAACAUGAGAGGAUCCACACUGGAGAGAAACCUUAUAAGUGUGAACACUGUGACCAGAAAUUCACUCAGUUGCAAAAUCUGAAAAGACACGAGAGGAUCCACACUGGAGAGAAACCGUACAAGUGUUCACACUGUGACAAGAGAUUCAAUGAUCCAUCAGGUCUGAAAACACAUGAGAGGAUUCACACUGGAGAGAAAUCUUAUAAGUGUUCACACUGUGAAAAGCGAUUUAGUGAUCCAUCAGGUCUGAAAACACAUGAGAGGAACCACACUGGAGAGAAACCUUAUAAGUGUGCACACUGUGACAAGAGAUUCAGUGUGUCAUCAGGUCUGAAAACACAUGAGAGGAUUCACACUGGAGAAAAACCUUAUAAGUGUUCACACUGUGACAAGAGAUUCAGUGUGUCAUCAGGUCUGAAAACACAUGAGAGAAUUCACACUGGAGAAAAACCUUAUAAGUGUUCACACUGUGACGAGAUUCAGUCAGUUAACAAAUCUGAAAACACAUAAGAGGGUCCACACUAGAGAGAA